Messenger RNA from Stomoxys calcitrans (stable fly), 4424 nucleotides. RefSeq names its product probable muscarinic acetylcholine receptor gar-1 (gene mAChR-B). Gene Ontology annotation, biological process: G protein-coupled receptor signaling pathway, coupled to cyclic nucleotide second messenger; chemical synaptic transmission; adenylate cyclase-inhibiting G protein-coupled acetylcholine receptor signaling pathway. The record is from RefSeq and is a predicted model, not a curated record. The transcript is spliced from 4 exons. Gene Ontology annotation, cellular component: membrane; synapse; dendrite. Lineage: Eukaryota; Metazoa; Arthropoda; Insecta; Diptera; Muscidae. Bases 1037 to 4396 code for a protein of 1119 amino acids. Gene Ontology annotation, molecular function: G protein-coupled serotonin receptor activity; G protein-coupled acetylcholine receptor activity.
UGUACGAACGUUAGCUGCGGGUUUUUCAAUGGAGCAAAAAAAAGAAAAAUCUUUGCCAGCCUAAAGAAUAGCAAAGGAUAUUUGGAAAUUUCACAUUUUUGUGGCCACACAACACAAGACCAUCAUCAGCCUCAUUAGCACUACCAAUAGUAGACCAUUCUUGUGAGAUUGGCCUGAAGGAGUGCGAGUGUCACAGAGAGUGUUUGUGGUUGUUGUUUUUUUUUUCUAAGUGUGCGGCUGGCCAUCAUUACCCUGUUGUGGUCCUUGUUACGAAUUCCCCCAGAAAAGUGUUAAAGUGCCAAAUGAAGUGAUUGUUCGAAUUGUUAAUUUGCAAAUGGUAGGCAGUCGGUCGGUUGGUCGUUGGGCAGAUACAACAACAACUACUACAACUACAACUGCUAAACAGCCUGUGUUCUAAACAUUUAGCUUAACUUACUUAUUGCCAUCUUUGGCGGAAAUUGUGCCUGAUUUGUCAAACGGAAACGGAAAUCGAAACAUUUUGAAAUUAUUUGCAACAGGAAACAGUGUGAAAUUCGAUUUUAACGCGAGCACAGAACAGGUGUCCUUUUCCUGUUUAUUUUCCUUUUUGCAUUUUUCGGUUUUUUUUACGCUUUCGCCACUGAGAUUCUUGGGGCCCUGUUUAAACACUACUUAACGCUGCGGAUGAUGGUCCAAUUUCGGGAGUAUUUAUUUAUAGAAGUGUAAACACGUUAUUUCGUUUUUGUUCUUGUUGUUGUUGUUGCUGUUGUGAGGAGACAACAACGCGGCUAAAUGUUAUGCCUUCAAUUCAUGUGGAACUUAAUGGCAGUCUCUUAAAAGUUCAUGUGUUCAUGGGGUAUUUUUAGGCAGCAGACUGGCUGGCACAACAUUGACCCAAUAACAACAACAACAAACUAAGCUGCAACAGUUGCUCGAAUCGAACAGGAUAUUACAUGGCAUUUAAUCAGCAACCAUUGAAGAUGAAAUUAUCCAGAACUUUCCAUGGCCUACAUUAGUUGAAACUCUGUGCAUUUGCUGUAACUGCUGUUAGGGAAUAAUGACAAUGAGACCUUCCAGUGACAUGGAGGAUUUUGAGUUAUCCUCCACGGAAAUCGAUAAUAAAACCGAUUCGAUAUACUCAAUAAAACCUGAUUUCAUAACACAAUGGCGCCUUAAAAAGGAACGAGAAAAUCUCUGCAAAUCCAUUUACAAUCGUUUUGUGGAACCAAACGAAUGCAAGCGACUGCUAAAAGCGGCACAACUCUAUCGACCUUUUAUUGGAGAAAAUGGAGAGUUGAAUUUAUGGACGAGUGAUGAUUUGCAGAGAUUAGCAGCAUUUGUAAAUGGCACCACGAAUAGUACAAGUGUCUAUGGCAAUGACGGCAAUGAGAGUGAAGGUCCCGCCCUGGUGUUGCCUCCCUUUGAACUGUGGCAGACCAUAGCCAUAGCAGUGUGCCUAGCGAUUUGCAUUAUCUUGACGGUGGGAGGCAAUAUUUUGGUAUUGUUGGCCUUUAUAGUGGAUCGGAAUAUAAGACAGCCUAGCAAUUAUUUCAUAGCUUCGUUGGCAGCCACGGAUAUGCUGAUAGGAACCGUCUCCAUGCCCUUCUACACAGUCUAUGUACUCAUGGGCUAUUGGGAUCUGGGACCCUUGCUCUGCGACCUAUGGCUUUCGGUGGACUACACAGUGUGCCUGGUCUCCCAGUACACAGUGUUGCUGAUAACCAUCGAUCGCUAUUGUUCGGUUAAAAUAGCAGCUAAAUAUCGCAGCUGGCGCACCAAAAGGAGAGUCAUCUACAUGGUCACCAUCACCUGGAUAAUACCUGCACUGCUGUUCUUCAUCUCCAUCUUUGGUUGGGAACAUUUUACGGGCAAACGUGAUCUGCUGCCGGGUCAGUGUGCUGUGCAAUUCCUUAAGGAUCCCGUCUUUAAUACGGCCCUCAUCAUUGGCUAUUAUUGGACAACGCUGAUAGUGCUGUUCGUUUUGUAUGGUGGCAUCUAUAAGACGGCCUAUGAAAUGCAAAAGCGCAGCGAAGCCAAACAACGCAAAAUGCAAUCAAUGGUGGCCCUCAGUGCGGGAGCCAUGUCCGGCAUGGCGGGCCAUGCGGCCGGCAUAGGGGCCAUAGAGGAGAAAAUUCUCAAAACCAAAGUCGACAUGGAGGACAAUACAGGCUGUGAUCAAGCGGGGGGCGUGGGAGGCGGUAAGCGCUACAGUGGCUCGGGCCAGGCCAAUCCCUUGGCCCAGGCGGCCGAUAUUAUCAAUGGCACCCUUACCGAUGGUCCCGAGGAACAACGACGCAUUUCCGAUGGCCUUGCCAAGGGCAACAAUAACAAGGGCUCCAAAACCGAUUCGGGCGAGGUGGAGAAGUCGGAGCGCUCCAGCAGCCCUGCCUUCGAUUCGGACGAGGAGAGUUCGGUGAAUCAGGCCCAGCAGCUAAUCAACCAACAGAAAAUGUCGAACUUACGCAAACGGUCUUCCAUAGGGCUCGUUUUCGGGGCCCAGGCGGCGCUACUGGCAACACGCUCCAAAGGUUUGUGUACCCCCACCUCCAAAUCCACAGAAGCCGUGGCCUUAUCCUCAGGCGCCAGCUCUCCCCAUCCCUCCAGUCACAGGGGUAUGGAGAGGGCGCAAAGCAAGGAGGAGAUCAGUCGCCCGCCACCCAUGGACAAAUCGAAAAGGACCUCAUGUGCCACUUUGUCGCAAAUUGUCGAAACCGAACGUGGUUCGGAAACGCAAACAGCAGCAGCUGCUGCACUGAAAACCUCCUCGCAACCCUCCACACCCAAAGCACCCCCCAAUGAUGAGUCUCCACUUUCCCCCGUCAACUUGGCCCCCAUUGUGGUGCCGCGCGACCAAAUUCAAGUGGGACUGGUGCAUGCCAUUUUACCUCCUCCCGAACCAUUUCAGUCCAGCUCCCUGUUCUCGGAUGGCUCGGAUAAUCCCAGCAGCAACAGUGAAUUGCAGCUCAACACCUACGAUGUGAUGGCCAAUAAUUCGGAGUUACGUUUCAUGGAUGAGAGUUCCAUAGCCAUGACCCCACCCACUUCCGCAAAUUAUCAAAACUCCUUUCAGCUGCAGCUCAGCAAGCAACAGCCAACCCAUCCCUCAACAACAUCAACAACAACAACCACAAAACUCACAAGUGCCGGCAGUCCGCAGUUGAAUGCCAAUCAAAUUGUCAGCAGCCCAACUUUGUUAAGUCAAGCUUUGCAAAAAGUUGCUCAAAAUCCCACAACCAUUAACCCCAACACCACCACUUCCAGAGUCCCCACCAAAGCAGUGGCAAAUAGCUGUGCACCUGCCUCACAAGGUGAUGAUGGCGCCCCCCAUCUCCAAUCCACCACAACAGAUAUUUAUUUUGCUCCCCCCUCCCACAGUGUUGAAGCACCCCUUGCGAAUGAUAUUGAAAUUGAAAAACAUUUACUUGUCUCCUAUACAGGUCUGGAGGAUUUUGAUAAGGAGCGUCGGGAGAGCUGCAUUGAUGUCAUGUUAUUUCCGCGCCACAGCAGUGCCGAUGGCGUGCUGCUGCAAUACAGCUCCAAGGGGCAACAGAUGGCGACGGCGGCGGCGACGGCAGUGGCUACAAGGAAUGGUGUCAACCUUACAACAAACACCAACAACAACACCAAUACAUCAGCAUCAGCUUUAAGGACACAAGGCAAUAAGCAACAGGUUGUUAGCACAGUGGCCAAAGCGGCCACAACAACAACAAACACAACAGGGAUGUCAGCGACGGCGACGACAUUGACGACCACAAACACCAACACCUGCACUUCACAAGCAACGUCGUUGUCGUCUACGCUGCCUCAUCGACCUCCGCCGGUGAUGACCUCAAAGAGUUUGGACAAAAUCGAUGAGCGAGAAACCUCGGAUACCACCACCACCAAUAAAAUGGCUUCCACAUCGGGUACAAGUUCCGGCUCAACCAGUCACAACCAAACGAAUCCCUCAACACAACCACCACCCGCACCCCAGCGGCAGUCUAGCUCGCUGAAACUGCAAAAGAAAUCCCAUCAUCAGCUGCAGCAUCAGCAGACUUCGAGCAGUAGUCGCUCGUCCAGCAAGCGAGACUUUAUGCACUCCAUCAGCAAACAUUUCAAAAGUAAAAAGGCCACCAUACCCCUGGUCAUAGGUGUGGGUAGGCAAAAAUCCAAAUCGGAGAAUAGGGCACGCAAAGCCUUUCGCACCAUCUCCUUUAUUUUGGGCUGCUUUGUGGCCUGCUGGACACCGUAUCAUGUGUUGGCCCUCGUCGAGGGUUUCUGCCGUGAUCCACCGUGUACCAAUGAACACCUGUACAUGUUUUCGUAUUUCCUGUGUUAUGCCAACAGUCCCAUGAAUCCAUUUUGUUAUGCCCUGGCCAAUCAGCAAUUUAAAAAGACAUUUACCAGGAUACUUAAAGGAGAUUGGCACAUGACUUAAGUAGGCCUUUUGUUAACAGACACACACC